Mustela lutreola (European mink) is the source of this 527-nucleotide messenger RNA. Its product is annotated as protein PET100 homolog, mitochondrial. Gene Ontology annotation, biological process: mitochondrial respiratory chain complex IV assembly. The coding region runs from base 252 to 479 and encodes 75 amino acids. The record is from RefSeq and is a predicted model, not a curated record. The transcript has 4 exons. Gene Ontology annotation, cellular component: mitochondrion; mitochondrial inner membrane. NCBI's taxonomy places the organism in Eukaryota, Metazoa, Chordata, Mammalia, Carnivora, Mustelidae.
GGAGGAGGCUUUGGAAGGGAGGGGACUCCGGGGAAGAGGGCAAGGUGGGGAGAGAGUUUCUGAGUUUUGAGAGGGAUCUUUAAGGUUGGAAGCGGCGGGGCGUCCGAGAGGAGUGAUGUGGGAAACGGGCUCCAAGAAGGAAGGCUCCAGGCGCUGGGGAAGCUCGUGGGCGCCGGCUGGUUGUGCGUUUCUGAUAGACCCCUGGGUUUAGGGGAAUCGAUUCCAAGUAAUGAGGAUUCCAGGGUCUGAAGAUGCUCCAGGGAUCUAACGGACGGAUGACACUCUACCUCACCUUCCCUGUGGCUAUGUUCUGGAUCGCCAAUCAGGCCGGAUGGUUUGAAGACUAUGUCAUACAGCGUAAGAGGGAGCUGUGGCCACCUGAGAGGGAAGACCAGCGCCGGGAGCUAGAAGAAUUCAAAGAGAGGAUACGGAAGCAGCGGGAGGAGAAGCUCCUUCGUGCUGCCCAGCAGAGCUCCUGAAUCCGAGCCCAUCCACCCAAGAAAAUACACAUACACAGUUUCUUGUUU